Molecule: messenger RNA, 6685 nt
Organism: Salvelinus fontinalis (brook trout)
Lineage: Eukaryota; Metazoa; Chordata; Actinopteri; Salmoniformes; Salmonidae
Product: human immunodeficiency virus type I enhancer-binding protein 2 homolog
Exons: 7
Coding region: 672-6509 (1945 amino acids)
Biological process (GO): regulation of transcription by RNA polymerase II
Cellular component (GO): nucleus
Molecular function (GO): RNA polymerase II cis-regulatory region sequence-specific DNA binding; DNA-binding transcription factor activity, RNA polymerase II-specific
Source: RefSeq, a predicted model, not a curated record
UGCUGUGUUUUCCCCCCACACUGAGACUGUAUCUGUCUGCUGUGUUUUCCCCCCACACUGAGACUGUAUCUGUCUGCUGUGUUUUCCCCCCACACUGAGACUGUAUCUGUCUGCUGUGUUUUCCCCCCACACUGAGACUGUAUCUGUCUGCUGUGUUUUACCCCCACACUGAGACUGUAUCUGUCUGCUGUGUUUUCCCCCCACACUGAGACUGUAUCUGUCUGCUGUGUUGGAGAAAGUGUCCUAAACCGUGGGCUGUUGUGUAAUCCCUCACUGGGCCCCUUGCUAUUUCUGUGCCUGGGUCCCGCGUCACGCUUGGGUAUUUUCUCUGGUGACUAGCUCACAUCAAUAGAUCUCCUAAUGCACGUUCAGUCAGCCAGCAUCGGCGGCUGCAACGUCUGAUUGAUAAGAUUUUACCCUCGCUAAAUCUGAUCAUAAUUGCUUAUGUUAUUACUAUAGCCCAGGGAUGUGGAGAAUGGACUGCUGUAAUUUGCAAUAUGAGGAAUGUGACAUGUGACUGGCGAUGUGGGACAAGAAGAGAGUAUACUAAUGUCAGAUGACCCUUUCCUGCAACCAGUUUACAUCUGCUAAUAUUACUACUACAGUAACAUAACAGACUUUAUCGUCUGUUGGAAAUCAACCCUGAAGAGGAAGGUGACAUUGGAAUCGUCAUGGAGUCACUAGAAACUACUGCAGAGGUGAAACGCUCUAAAGAGGCUCUGGAUAAGACAGUUCCCCAGAGAAAGUCAGCAGCACCAGAACCUACAACUGCCCAAACUAAAAUACCCCCCUCGGCUGAUUCGGAAGGGGAGGGGUGGCAUCUAUGCCCAGAACCUGAGGAGGACCAGAGUAGAACCACAUGUUGUUCAACAGAUAUGUCUGACUCAGGGAAACUAAGACAAUUAGAAGGGAAAUCACCACGCCAAUUACAGGAUCAACCCUGCAGUCAUCCUCAUUACAACGUAUUAACCUCAUAUCCACCACAGGAGAGACAGACAGUUCCCUUUGCUAGACAGAAAACAGCAGAUCACUUGCUUUCUGCACUGCCACUUGUCAGCUGUGGAGGGCCCUCUCCUCAGAGGAGCUCCCCCAGUUUACCCGUGUCUCUCCAACACUGUUCCCAGUCAGGAAUAGAGGAACUAUCCAAGGAGGUGUGUAGUAAGAUGGAGCAGAAGCAGCAGCAGAGACCUGGAAAGUAUGUUUGUGAUUAUUGUGGGAGGGCAUGUGCCAAACCCAGCGUACUUAAGAAACAUAUUCGCUCACAUACUGGGGAGAGACCCUACCCCUGCGUGCCCUGUGGUUUCUCCUUCAAAACCAAGAGCAAUUUAUACAAACACAGAAAAUCUCAUGCUCACUUGGUCAAAGCUGGGACAGUGCCAUUUUCAGAACUGGGUUCUUACAAUGCCAACAUGGAGGACCGGGGAUCUUUAGAAGGAGAAGGAGAGUUCUACUCUGAUGCUGAGCAGAGCUCGGACACGGACGAAGACGAUUCAUCGCUCUUGGACACUGUUUCAGUGGAGGAACCAGAUAGCACCACUGCUGUUAAAGUACUGAAUCUCGUUGCCCAGAAACAGGGAGUUACAUUAGCAUCAACAUUAUCUGAGGACGGUCCACCCAGGCUCUUGGAGAUCAGUGCUGCUCAGGCUCCAGCUGUUUCUCAGGUCAGCCGUGCGAUCCAAUCUAGCGCCAUCAAGCAGCGGCUGGCACUACGGCUCUCAGAGAAAAGGAGCAGUGACACUGACACAUCUCUCUCCCUGCCUAGCCAGGGAAGCAAAGGCAGCACAGACUCAGGCUACUUCUCACGCUCUGAGAGUGCUGAACACCAAACAGGUGGUCCUCCCAACACAAACGCCAAGUCCUAUCAAGAGAUAAUGUUUGGAAAGUGUUACAAGCCGAACCCAAAACAACAUGCCAUAACUGUUGUGACUUGCAGGACAGACUUAAUGAGUGAUCGUAAGACUUCGGAGCGAGGUGUUUCCCGCGUAUUCACACAAGAAAAGGAAUCAAUGGUUGAAUCGAUCAGAAUAAACACACAUUCAUUUACAAGGGAGGACAUUAAGGAGGCUCAACUAGAGCUCUCUGAUUCUGGACAGCUGGUCCGGAGCAACUCGAUGCCCACGUCCUCGGUGGCAUGUCAGGACAUGUCACAAGGCCUGCGAGGCAGCCACUCCUUUGAUGAAAGGGCGUCCCCUGGAGGCAUUAGGAGACUUACGAGACAGGCUGCCUUUGAACACUCGGCACACGAUGGACCUCCUGACCACUACGGAAACAUCUCUGAUAUUUCCAACCUUGGAGUGGAGAUGGAAAGUUUCACCAUCCAACAAAAGCAAGCGAUGGAAUAUGCGACGAGGAAACGGCGUAAGGAAAACUGUGUUGCGGAGGAGGAGGAUGUAGGAGGCCAGUAUCACACAGACUAUGACCACUCUGAAGAGAUGAGGGACUAUGAUUCAAAGCAAACCUCUCAAGGUGCUCUAACCACUACAUCCUCAGUGAAAGGACAUGCCCAAAGCGUGCACACACAGGAUAGAACACAAUGUGAUAGACUGGAAAGGGAAAUGUGGGAAAAGAGAGAGAGAGAAGAGAGAAGAUCUUUAGGUAACGUCAUCUCUGUGAUUCAACACACUAACUCCCUUACCAGGUCUCUCUCUGAACAGUCAGAUUCUUACAACUACCAGAGACAGGAUAAGCCUUCCUCAAUGGAUGUGGUGGAGCAAACCGAAACUAGAGAGAUGCACAAAAGGACUGAGAUCUUUGCACACCAGUUGAGUGACAGUAGAUUAUUAGAUAAGUCGUAUCAAAUGACACCUAAGCUAGUCCGUCAGUCUAACAUACCGGUUCCAGAGAUCAGGGUGACUGUAGAACCAGACAGUCCAGAGAAAGAGAAAGCAGCUGAGGUGAAACAGGUGAAGGUGAAGGAGCCCGAUAGACAUAUAGAGGAGUUCCAAUGGCCUCAGAGGAGUGAAACACUGUCUCAGUUCCCCCCAGAGAAACUCCCCCCAAAGAAGAAGAGACUGCGCUUAGCUGACUUGGAGCACUCCUCUGGCGAGUCUAGCUUUGAGUCGGCUUGUACGAGCCUCUCCCGGAGCCCCAGUCAAGACAGCAAUUUAUCCUACUGCUCCAGCUUCUCAUUUGACCGAGAGGAGAAAGAGAGAGAGGUUAUCCCUAAGCCAGCUUCCCCGGCGGCUAGACAGGAUGAGUUUGGCAAAGCGUUGGAGUUCUUAGCGGUGCCAGGAAGCGGUUACUCCCUCUCUGUCCUGAACCAACGUCAACAACAUGAAAUGAGACGUACCUCUUCAGAACAGGCACCGUGCCACUCCCAGUGCAGAGAGCUCCCAGAGGUCCGCAGUGUAUCGUUUGACUACGGCAGUCUCUCUCCAACGGCCAAAGUUAGACAUGCGGAACUCAGCGCCAGCUACUCGGAGCCCAGACGGGGUAACUUGGUAAGACAGGAGUCCUUGAAUGUUAACCUUGAAUUUGCACAUCCAGUCCUUCCGCUAAAUAUUCUUCCUCAGUACCUCAGCAGUGCCCUGUCGUUCUCAGCCACCGCUCUGCACUCUCAGUCUCUGCCAAUGUUCGCCCCUCAGCCGUCACACUCUGGUCUCCUAGUUCCUGUUAGAAUCCAGACUUACGUGCCAUCCUAUGGUAGCAUCACAUACACCACUGUGUCGCAAAUUGUAGAUGAUCCAUUUGAAGGCGUUAACUCCACCAGAACCUCUUUUCUCACUUCUCACUUCGCAAAUUUAGCCACGAAUUUGGACACAUCGAAUCUAUUAUUAGGACACCCUCGAGGACUGUUGACCAGCCCAGUCCAGGUUCAAGUUCUGGAUCUGCCCCCAGCUAAGCUGAAGACAGGCAUUCCUCUCUCCCUGACCUCCAGAACAAUCUCCACCACCAAUUGUGGGUCCAGUGUUGGGUCCAACAAGCGCAUGUUGUCUCCGGCCAGCAGCUUGGACCUGUUCAUGGAGGUCAAACAGCAGAAACGCGUCAAAGAGGAGAAAAUGUACGGUGAGAUAGUGGAGGAGUUGGGUGCUGUGGAGUUAGGGAAUUAUAAUGUGACUGAAGAGAACAAGCACAGUUUAAAGUUAGAGUUUCAAAGUGACACCAACCAGGGAGCAUCACUGUCAGGCUUUCCUUCAAAAUCCUCUUUGUCUGCGUCAUCCUCGCUUCAUUCUCAUAACGAGCCAGCAAGAGGAAGCGCCAUCUCACCUCAGCAACAAGGGUCAGAAAGUCCUGAUUCCCCUAUGGAUAACUCCCCAACAGAAGUAAGCCUACAUCCACACGCUCUGCUUUCUCUGAAGGAUUUCAAUGAGUCUGGCAUGGACAGCAAGGCACAGAUGGAGGUGCUGGUGCAGCUAGUCAAAGGUCAGGGCAUCCUCAUCUCUGACGGGGAAAACACCAAACGGAUAUCUCAAUUUCCAAGUCUCCGCACAAUGACAGCUGUGAGUUGGUGCUACCUGAACUACACCAAACCAAACAGCACUCACAGCAGCUCUCCCCUGUCCUCUGUGUACGCUACGUGGUGCAUCAGUUCCCAUAACCCCAACCCUCCUAACCUCAACACCAGAGCCACCUUGGCUCUGCUCCGCUCCAAACAGACGACUAACACAUGGGUAUACACCAUGGCUGCCAUGUACCAACCUGGGACUGGGAAGCUGGUCUCCUCCUCACUCUUAUGGAGGCAGCGGCUCGGGCUGCUACAGAGCAAACCGGAGCUCAAUGAGCUGGAAGGGAGCUCUUAUGGACAGAAAGUGAAGGAUGCCAGCUGCAGGGUAAACGCAAGGAAGGACGACUGGAAAGAGAGGGAGGUCUCCUCGAAACAAACGCCAACACCAACACCAGCACCAACACCAACCCGGAUCAAAAUAUUUGAAGGAGGGUUCAAGUCCAAUGAGGACUAUGUGUACGUGAGAGGCCGAGGCCGGGGGAAGUAUAUCUGUGAGGAGUGUGGCAUCCGCUGUAAGAAACCUAGCAUGCUGAAGAAACACAUACGCACCCACACUGACGUCAGACCCUACGUCUGCAGGGUCUGCAACUUCGCUUUCAAAACUAAAGGAAACCUGACCAAGCAUAUGAAGUCAAAGGCUCACAUGAAGAAGUGUCGUGAGCUUGGUGUGUCAGUCACAGUGGAUGAUACAGAGACACUGGAAUCUGAUGACAUCCAGCAAGACUUGAAGACCGGGGUCUUGAGCACAGCCAAACACCAGUUCUCAGAUGCAGACGACUCCGAUGGCAUGGAUGAAGAGAUCGAUGAUAUCGACGAAGAUGACGAUGACGAUGAUGACUACGACGGUGACUCUACUCCCAAGAUCCUUUCCCGGAGCACCAGCCCUCAGCCCUGUGGCGUAGCCUCUCUGUCGGUCACAGCUACCGCCGUCAUCCAGGGUGUGUCGUCAGACAUCCAUGGCUGUCCCCUCAGUACCUUCCAUCCCCUCCCCAGCUGCCUCUCAACCUACACCCUGCCUAGCGUCGAUAUCCACCCCCAUCCCCAUCCCACCUCCACCCUGCCAGGCAUAGAUAUCCACCCCCAUCCCCAUCCCCCCUCCACGGUCAGGAGGACAGGGCCAGACCGGAGAACUGUCUUGGCCUCCAGCCUGGACAAGGAAGACUGUAGCCUGGCCAUGCUGUCUCCUGACCAGGGCUGUCUGUUCUUCGACCCAUACCCCACCUGUCUGCUGUCCCCCGGCUGGGAGUCCCCUCUGAGGGAACCGCCUAACUCCCGCCUCGGCUACCUCUCCCCCCGGGGAGACCUCUCCCCCCGGGGACGCUCCUCACCUCGAUGGGACACCUCCCCGCUAAGGCCCAGCUCCCCCAACCUCACCCCCAUCCAGCACCUCUUCCCGGUCUGUAUGGAGAGGCCCCUGUCCCCAGGUGGAGUGGACCUGGCUGGGAGGAGACAGAGGGUGGUGCUCAGGGCUGUGUCUCCACGUAGAGGGGGCUCACAACAUAGAGACUCCGGGGAUAAAACCAGGCAGCAAGCCAAGGCUGAACUGGUUCAGCAGGGAGGAGCCAUUGAAAUGGAUAUGGAUCAGAGGAGAAGCGUGCCUCCCUGCCUGCCUGGGCCAACCUGCUCCAGUUGUCCCCGUCAGAACCUCUUCAGCCACCUCCCCCUACACUCUCAGCAGCAAGCUGGGACUCUCCUACCCAUGGUGCCUAUCGGAGGGAUCCAGGUACUGCGCUCCCUGCCCUCCUGCAGCUCUGGCCGGACCCAUCUGUCAGCCCUAUCCCCUCAAAAGACUGAGCUCCACCAGGACAGCACUAAGGAGGGAUCUGUUCAUCUGGCAGCCCUCGGUGCAGAGGACUCAGGAGCCCAGCAGCAGGGGAGGGAGAGGGGGAUGGAGAGGGGGAUGGAGAGGGAAAGGCUGUCCCCCCUCCAGACACCCCGGGACUCUGAGGAGGAAAACCCCCCUGUCUCUGUCCUCACGGUCAGGAACCCUAAGCAGGAAGAGGUUCUUCAGACCUGCACCAAGGCCAUCGCUUCCCUCAGGAUCACCUCUGAAGAGCAUCUAUAGACUGGGGCUGCAUCCCAAACAGCACCCUAUUCCCUAUAUAAAGCAGUACUGUUGACCAGAGGGCUCUCGUCACAAGUAAUGCACUAUAUAAGGAAUAGCGUACCAUUUGGGCCUUUCCUCAUUUGGGACGUUCCUUGGAGCUUCCUCCAGGAGCAGCUGAGCCCCUCCCCCCCCCC